Messenger RNA from Salvia splendens (bonfire salvia), 1653 nucleotides. RefSeq lists its product as uncharacterized. The transcript has 4 exons. The record is from RefSeq and is a predicted model, not a curated record. Bases 1 to 1653 code for a protein of 550 amino acids. NCBI's taxonomy places the organism in Eukaryota, Viridiplantae, Streptophyta, Magnoliopsida, Lamiales, Lamiaceae. Gene Ontology annotation, molecular function: nucleic acid binding; zinc ion binding.
AUGAAUAUGCAACGCGAUCACGCGCACAUAUGCUCUCAAGUAUUAGAUUCGAAGUGGCUGACGGCCAAGUGGCUAGGGGAGCGUUAUAUGGAGAAAUUCAAAGCUAACCCUCACAUUCCACUUGCAGCUAUGCGGCAGUGUGUCGAUGAAGAUUUUGGCCUGAAGAUAGGUAGGAUGAAGGCAUAUCGGGCCAGAGAGCACGCACUGGACGGCAUUUUCGGCUCUACGGUGACCCAAUACAGAAACUUGUUCUACUAUAAAGCCGAAUUGGAGCGGACGCACCCUGAAUCCAACAUUCAUAUACAUUAUGAGAGUAUGAGGGAUUUUGGCGCCGUUGGUCCGAGAUUCAUGAGGUUCUACUGCUGUCUAGGGCCAUUGAAAAAGGGAUGGAUGGAGUUAUGUCGCCCGAUUAUCUUCUUCGACGCUUGUUUCUUGCGAGGGAUGUACAAAGGCCAGCUAAUGACAGCAAUGGGGAUUGAUCCCAACAAUGGCUGGUGGCCGAUUGCUUGGGCGGUGACUGAGGCCGAGAGUUAUGUCCAGUGGAAGUGGUUCGUGGAGUACUUGUCUGAUGACAUAAACUUGCAUGCAAAUGGCCCACGUUAUGUGUUUAUGUCUGACCAACAAAAGGGCCUUGCAAAGUUGCUUGCUGAGGAAUUCCCACAGAGCGAGCAUCGCUUUUGUGUUCAGCACAUAUACAACAAUUUCAAGAAGAGAUUUGUUGGUGAAGAUUUCAAAGACCGGUUGUGGGAGAUUGCCUCGAGUACCACCGUCGAACAGUACGUGGCUUUGAUGGAUGCUUUGCAGACCGAGUAUCCCAGUGCACACCAGUGGCUUUCUGGAGUAGCUCCCAAAGAAAAGUGGGUCAAGGUAUUUUUCUCUCCACACACCUGUUGUGAUGUGAUCCUGAACAACAUCUGUGAGACAUUCAAUUCGAAGAUUGCAUUGGCUCGAGAGAAAGGAAUUAUCAGCAUGUUGGAGGACAUUCGAACAAGUCAAAUGGAAAGAAUUCAGAUCAGAGGCCAGUGGAUCAAAAGCUACGAUCACGCAAUCCCUCCUGUUAUCAAGGAGCUUGUUUAUAAGUGGUACGCGAGGGUUGUUGGGAUUGUGGCAGCUAACCGGAAUCCCGUGCACGCAUGCUAUCGCAACAAUCAACAAGAAUGGCGACGACGUGACGAGAAUGUCCUCUACCCCAUCAAUGGGGUAGCCAGUUGGCCGAAGAGUACUGUAGAUGGUUCAGUGGAAUUGGCGUCCCCGAGGUCAAAGCGACAGUGUGGUAGGCCGAAGAAACUGAGACGUGAGGAGCCCCAGAUUCGUCUUCAUGCAGAUGGAGGUGAGUCAUUGCGUCGCACCUUCGUGAUGAAAUGUCGUCGGUGCGGUCAAGAAGGUCAUAAUAGGAGGACAUGCAGCAAUGAUCCUCGGACAGAUGCCCGUUCUCAGGUUGGGGAGACUUCGCGUGAACUUGGUGACAGUACUUUACCUGAAUCGUCAAACAAUCCCCAACGCCAAGAGCCUAAUGUUUCGAAUCCGAGACCAAGCACUCAGAAAAGGACUCAGCCUCAGAGAUGCGGCGCCGCGGUGAUCAAGAUUGAUGGCCUUUACUUAAUCUUAAAACGUUGUGUUUGUUUGGGAUGGGUGAACAAUUUGUGGCAGUGA